UUAUUCCGAACUCAAAAUAAAAUCGUGGCAAAUGAAAUCCAUGUAAACAUGUCACUAUUAACAAAACAUUGGUGUAAAAAUUAUGAUUUUAAACGAAAACAAAAGUAAAGAAAUCCUUAUCAACGAAUCUCAAUCUGUGAUUGUGAAGAUGGACAGCUCGGGACUGUCGGGGUCAUUGCUCAAGUAUGUAAGCCUGGUGUUGCUGACUGUCCAGAAUGCUGUGUUCAUCCUAUCCAUGCGCUAUGUGAGAACACGGGCUGGCGACAUGUUCUUCACCACUACCGCUGUCAUACUUCAAGAGGCCAUCAAGUGUCUCAUUAGCAUGAUCAUCAUACUGGUGCAGGAGCGGUCAGUGUUUGGCUGGUUGAGACAUCUCCAUGAAAACAUCGUCCUGCAGCCCCUGGACUGUGUCAAGGUGUCCCUACCCUCCCUGGUGUACAUGCUGCAGAACAACCUCAUCUUCAUUGCUGUCUCCAACCUCGAUGCAGCAGUAUUUCAGGUUACAUACCAACUGAAGAUCCUGACCACUGCUGUUCUCUCCGUGAUCAUGCUGAAGAAGGUGCUCAGCAGAAUACAGUGGGGAGCCCUGGUCAUCCUGUUUGUGGGUGUUUCUGUUGUCCAGCUCCAGCCAGAGGACACCCACAAGGUCAAGGUCACAGUUGACCAGAACCCACUUGUGGGGCUGGCAGCAGUAAUAACAGCUUGCGUCAUGUCGGGUUUUGCCGGCGUGUACUUUGAGAAGAUAUUGAAAGGUACACAGCAGUCUGUAUGGCUAAGGAAUGUGCAACUUGGCGGCUUUGGAGCGUUUGUGGGCUAUAUCACCAUGGAGCUAAGCGAUGGUCAACAGGUUCGAGAAAAGGGAUUCUUCCAUGGUUAUGAUGAAUGGGUGUGGUUUGUGAUAUUGCUGCAGUCUGGCGGGGGUCUGAUAGUGGCAGUGGUUGUUAAAUAUGCUGAUAACAUCCUGAAAGGGUUUGCAACUUCUGCUUCCAUCAUUAUAUCUUGCAUUGGGUCUAUAUUUUUCUUUGGCUUUAGUUUGUCUUUAGAAUUCUGCGCUGGGGCAUCAUUAGUAAUUAUCUCCACCUACCUAUAUAGCAAGUAUGUGCCCUCAAACCCAAAGUCACCCAUCCUUCCCACAGCGCAGAAGGAAAUUCAGAGCUAAAGUAUCUCAAACCCAAAGUCACCCACCCUUCCCACAACACAGAAGGAAAUUCAGAGCUAAAAUAUAAUGAAUUAUCAUAAGUAUUAAAGGACUUCAACUGGAGUCCAUUCACAAUAAGCCUUUCGCUCAUCUGUUGUUUUUUAUCUUUGCCUAAAAAACUUUCUCUUUAUCCAACAAGCAGAUACCUCUGUAUAAAUUAGUCGCAAUCUGGGCCAAAUGCAUGUGUAUGAAGUGUUAUCCUUGACCAGCCUCUGCGGACUGCACAUGUGUAUGAAGUGUUAUCCUUGACCAGCCUCUGCGGACUGCACAUGUGUAUGAAGUGUUAUCCUUGACCAGCCUCUGCGGACUGCACAUGUGAAUAAAGUGUUAUCCUUGACCAGCCUCUGCGGACUGCACAUGUGUAUGAAGUGUUAUCCUUGACCAGCCUCUGCGGACUGCACAUGUGUAUGAAGUGUUAUCCUUGACCAGCCUCUGCGGACUGCACAUGUGUAUGAAGUGUUAUCCUUGACCAGCCUCUGCGGACUGCACAUGUGUAUGAAGUGUUAUCCUUGACCAGCCUCUGCGGACUGCACAUGCAUAUUGCUCUGUUUUCCAACACUCUGCCACCUAUCUUUGUUUAUGAUGUACAGUAACUGUUGCUGACCAUUUAUAUUAUACCAAAGAGGCUUUUACUUAGUGCAGGAUUCAAAAGAGUGUGUUAUUUUGAAGACUGCAUUUGUAUUCAUUAAUAUGUUGUGAAUAGAGUUUUUCUCAAAGUCAUAUUUUAAUAUAGGAAAAAAGGAUUCAUUUAGCACUAUCCUCAUUGACAUGGGUAAUUUAACUUAACAACAUCAACCUUUAAAUAGUGAAAUCUACUAACAAAACUUAUUGUAAAUAUAUACUUCAUUUGCUUCUGUAGCAUGUAUUUGUUAGCCUGAUUGGCAACAAAUCCUUAUUAUUCUUCCAGUACAUAUUUGUGUAUUUCAUCAUCUGAAUAAUUUCAUUUAUUAUCAUUUAUGGCAUCAAAUAUAGAAGAAACCUAUUGUCUCUAGGAGUAUCAAAUUGUCCCUGAAUUUUUUAAAGAGAUUUUUUAUGGGUACACCAUCACAACAAAAGCCUUUUUAUAUCAACAACAGUGAUUAUGAAAUUGGUUACACUCAAGGUUUUUCACACCUUAGGCUUUAAAAUCAUAAUCAAAGAGGAAUAUUCUGUCUGAAACUGCAAGGCCGAGAAAUGUAUGAUUUGUCGCUUAAUCUCAAAUAAAGUGGUCUUUGUAGAUCAUAGAUUGCUUAUUGUGUGCCCUGUAAUACAAACAUCUCUAAAGGAGGCAAAUGGGUGAUUAGGUCUCUGCAUUUUGAGCGUCAAUGUUCUGUCUUUCCUCUUUACAUUCCAGUUUUGUGUUAAGUUUUUAUGCCCCCGGAUCGAAAGAUCGGGGGUAUAUUA
This is a messenger RNA of Dreissena polymorpha, 2581 nucleotides long. Its product is annotated as UDP-galactose translocator-like. Gene Ontology annotation, cellular component: Golgi membrane. Gene Ontology annotation, biological process: pyrimidine nucleotide-sugar transmembrane transport. NCBI's taxonomy places the organism in Eukaryota, Metazoa, Mollusca, Bivalvia, Myida, Dreissenidae. The record is from RefSeq and is a predicted model, not a curated record. Gene Ontology annotation, molecular function: UDP-galactose transmembrane transporter activity. The coding region runs from base 83 to 1159 and encodes 358 amino acids. The transcript has 4 exons.